UUCUGCUAAUAUUAAUCAUUUCACUUUAAGACACUCCCUAUUUGUCAGAAGUUUUAACAACAACAGAAGAAAAGUCUUUCCUAACAGCUCGACUUAUUUUCUUUUUAGUGAAACAGAAGCAUGAUAGCUUGUUUAGUAAUUCAGUAACCAUCUAAUAAUCUGUGUUGAGUCUACUUUCCAGAUCUGAUGAUGUUUCCUCUGUGGCAGGUUGUGAUGAGACUCCUAGUACCAUCAUGACAUCUCUUAAAGAACUAUCUUCAAAGAUCAAGUCCUCAUCAAAAAGUCUGGAAAAUCUCACCUCAAAAACAAAAAAAGCGAGGAAUCAUGAUAACCCAAAAGAAUCAACAAAUCAAAGUGUGGAUGAUGUUUCUUCUCUCCCAUCAUCGUCUAACUCAAAGCAGUUGAAAAGCAGUGUGUCUGUGCCUGUUCUUCAGCAGGACGAGACAGACAGUGACAGCACUUUUGAGACCAACUUGGGCUUGAGAAGAAACACGGGCAGCUCCACGUCUAACUUAAGUCUGUCCUCUGGAUUGGCCUCCAUGUCUUCUGUCAGCGGCAGCAUCGGCAGCAUUUACCCUGCUGACCUUGGUGACAUUGAAGUCCAGGGAAGCAUUCAGCUUGCUGUGAACUACAUCCAGAAGCUUGGGGAGUUUCACAUCUUCGUGGUGCACUGCAGGGAUCUGGCCGCGGCAGACACCAAGAAAAACCGCUCAGACCCGUAUGUCAAAUGUUACCUCCUUCCUGACAAGACCAAACUGGGAAAGAGAAAAUCUGCUGUAAAAAAAAGAACUCUGAACCCUGACUACAAUGAAAUCCUCAGGUUUAAAAUCCCAAUGGAGGAGCUGAAGAGUCAGAUUAUAAACAUCUCGGUGUGGCAUAAUGACAAUUUUGGGCGCAACAGUUUCCUGGGUGACGUGGACCUGGAUCUUUCAGAGUGGGACUUCAGCAACACACAUAUAAAUGAAUAUGCAUUAAAAGCUGGGACUCCCUCACAUCUGGCAGACGGCAGAGGACAGAUGAGAGUGGCCCUGAGAUUCCUGCCACUGACGUCCCAGAGUCAGAGCAGGAUGGAAACUAGUGAGGUGCAGAUUUGGGUGAAAGACUGCAAGAAUCUCCCUCCAGUUAGAGGAGUUGUUAUCGACCCGUUUGUGAAAUGCACUGUGCUUCCUGACACGAGUCGAAAAAGCAGACAGAAGACGCGGGUUGUGAAGAGGACAGCAAACCCAAUGUUUAACCACACCAUGGUGUAUGACGGCUUCCGCCCAGAGGACCUAAGAGAGGCCUGUGUGGAGAUCACAGUGUGGGAUCACGACCGACUCAACAACCAUUACAUCGGCGGAGUGAGGCUGGGGCUAGGGACAGGGAAGAGUUACGGGGUGGAAGUGGGCUGGAUGGACUCAACGGCGGAUGAAGCGACCUUAUGGCAAAGGAUGUUACAGGCUGACGGGGAGUGGGUGGAGGAUGUUUUUCCUUUGAGAAUGUUGGUGAUGGCAAAAAGCAUGUCGAAGUGAUAUUUUACAGAAUGAGCUGGAAAAUGUUUGAAAACUUUAUGGAGGCACAGUGCAUGUACAUAUGGACGCACUUAGAAAUGUGUAAUCAGCAGCUUUAAUGAGACAUGUGUGUAUCUGUGUUCACAUAGUGCCUACAGUAGGUGUAGUGUAAUCACAUGUUGAAUGUGUUAUGUCAAAAGUUACAUAUAU
This is a messenger RNA of Labrus bergylta (ballan wrasse), 1700 nucleotides long. The record is from RefSeq and is a predicted model, not a curated record. NCBI's taxonomy places the organism in Eukaryota, Metazoa, Chordata, Actinopteri, Labriformes, Labridae.